GGAAAGUAGGGUAGCCGGUAACGUAUGCCGUUUAAAGGGCGCGAUACAGCGUUACCAUACCUCUCAUAAGCACUCAAAAUGCUUAAAGCUUAAUUAUUUAAAAAAUAUAAACUCUAGUUCUACAAAACAUCAGAAAAUUAUUAUAAUGUGACUUUAUUUAACAACGAGUUGGUGGCUUUCUGCGAGCAUCGAAAAAGCCAUUAAUACAAAGCCUCGUAAAAUUUGAGAAGUACGGACUACGGAGCAACGUUACAAUCUUAUCAUUAGAAAGUCUUCAGGAUAAGAAUGAUGAACAGAAGUGAUUCCAGGGAAAAUGAAAUGGAAUCUUGUCAUCUUCCAAAACUGCGUCAGCUACAGGUGGCCAGUGGACUAGCGCGCUGCCGUCCGUCGUACGCAUCUGUUCGUACUGUAAAGUGCUACCGGAUACAACAAAAAGUUUCCAAAAUUAUCUAACUUCUGUUCCUGUUGGCUGUUGUUGCCAUUUAUAAUUCAUUAUUGUGUGCUUAUUAGGAUUAAAAAAACAUUAUUGUGUAAUUAUUAUGAUUUAUUUGUAGAAUAUAGAGAUGCUUGUACUACAUCUUUUACGUUUUUCUUGGAGUUGGGAUUUGGUAGUGUUAUUAGUGGCCCUGUGUCGAGUGGUUUGGUUGUACAUUUACCAUCAGGGAGUUAGCUUACCAUCAGGGAGUUAGCUUACCAUUAGAACUUCAGCCCGUUAAAUUCUGCUUUUUCGCCGUUUCUACCAACAAAAGUACAAAAAACCUGAGUCUGGGUCGAUUACAUCAUUUGGAGACGGUUCAUCACUGAACAAACUUUAUUAUGAAUCCUUUAUUUGCAAGAGUUCUACAAUUCUCCGAUUUAUCGGUUGCUGGCGAUUUGUUUUCCAUUCCGAAUGACGAAGUUUUGAGUAGUUUGAAUGAGGUGUUGGCAGAAGUUGAAGUCAUUAUUGAUAAUGCAUCGUACGCCACGAAUAUCAACCAUCAGAAUGUCGUUGAGAUCUGCGUAACGCGAGCCACGGCAGCCGUGCGCGAAACUGACUCACUCAGCCGCUUUGCUCCGGCUCUUCUGGAUCUCCUGCAGAAAUGCUUUCAAAAAGAUCUCGCAUCCGGUGCAACGGGAGUCAGCUCUCCGUAUGCCAAAAUUGCGUCGGAUUUGAUCAAUUGUGUUUUUAUGGGUUACAUGAAGCCCGAUGUGAUGAAGCAAGCGCUUCCGAUCGGAAUCCGUUUCCUGGUGUGUUCUAGUCCUGAACUGGCACGCAAUGUAUCGUGCUAUCUUUCACUAAUUGCCAUACAGCAGCCAUUUCUGAUUUAUCCAUACGUGGGCGAUUUCAUUCACGGUGCUUUGGCAGGAUACUCGCAGUUGAUCAGAAUUCUUCCCCAGUUGUAUACGGUGAAUUCCAAACCGGUGUUGGAAAAUGUUGAGCAACUGGCGAAAUUACUUCCUCUCGGUGGUAAUCCGGAAAAGGAUAGUCUGUUAAGUUUAUUUGCUCUGGUGGCUAGAGAACAUCCACAGGCCUUGUGGUCCGCUGUGAGCGAUAUUGCAGCACUUCUAAAUGAUGGAAAGUUUAUGGCAUCGACUUUUCGACUGUUCACGCAGAUCGCUAAGAAGAAUCCUAUUCCAUUCCUGACCAAUUUGAUCAAAUUGAAAAAAGCCGUCGAUGCUGAUCGUAGCUUAUUUCCUGCCGCGAUAACGAUUUUUGGUGCCAUUUCUAGACUGGGCGAGAAUGUCGCUAGAGAUUGUCUACAGUUUUUAAUUUCGCGAUCCGGUGGAGCGGAUCACACAAGUCUUUCAUAUUUAGCCAAAGAAAUUAAGGACAUACUUGAACUCUACCCGAAUUUGGCGUCGGAGACAGAUGGAUUUUUAUCCAAGAACUUUCCUGGUGGUGCUGCUUCCUUCAGCAGUUUAUCCUACUCGGACAAUAACCAUCACAAUUACGAUUCCGACGACCCACUUCCACCGUAUCAUGCUACAGAUUAUGGAUUAUCAGCACAAAAAUCACUUGUUUCACAGCAGUCGCUUUAUAGUCCACAUCUUUAUGGUAUGGGUAAAACGGCUGUCGAUGUGCGCCAAAUCUCUACUGCUGGCAUGAAAUUCCCUCCGAAUGGCAACAUAUCGGCCAGUAGUAUACCGGCCAAGUUAUCAUUUGACAACCCCAUAAAAAGUCUAAACGGUAGCCGCGGAUCUGUGGUGGCAAAUGCGGCGGCUCGAAACAGUCACCAGUCUUUGGCGUCGAAGGGAAACAGUCGCCAUUCCCUUGCGUCUUCGGGAUUGAUAUCCAUGACUAAUCAGAAAGGAAGCAGACAAUCUGUUACUGCCAACCGAUCCAAGCCGGAGUUGUUAUCCAAAUCUCAUUUACCUGCUCUUUCUCCAAUAUAUUCUCGCCCUGAGGACCAAAUGCAGACGGAAUCUGACCCAAACACCCUUCCAUCCUACUCUUUGUCUACAUUUACCGUAGAAAAUCCGGUACUUUCAAAGUCAGCGGAAGCGAUCAACGUGCGAGCGCGUCGCAAUAGCCGUCACUCGCUGGCACCACGUCCGCGAAGCCGCAUCCUGGAGACUACCGAUCAGCCGCAAGUGAUUCAGGUUGUUCCCAUUCAUGACGCUGUGUAUCAGUUCUGCGAUCGGAAUCUGGAGAAGAUUCGCAAAUACAUGGCCAGCGUUUUCGUCAAGUUUCCACUUCCGGCUCGCUGCUCCGUUGAACAACAUAAGUCGCACAAAUAUUGCAAAUUAUACUUCUCCUGCCAGUGCAAAGGUGAUCAGUGUUUGUAUGCAUCCCGAUACUUUUCGUUCCGCACAAAAAUACCAAAGGUCUGGAUUCAUCUGAUGUUCCUGGCCAUCCAGGCACGAGCAGCAGGAGCUCUAAACCAACAAGAUUCUGCCGUUCAUGCACUAAAAUUGUGUUGGGACCACUUGGAUAAAGGACGAGACUUUUCAACACUUGUUACUUCCGCUUUUCCUUCUUCACGAGAACAGGAGGACUUAUUAAAAGAGCUAUCUUCGUCCAGAUAUUUUGAUGUUUUCGAAUACAACGCUACAAUUAAUCAAUGGGGAUGCUUCCUUUGUAAUUACCCGGAGAAGGUCACGACGCUAUUUGCGAACGGCACUCCCAUGAUGGAAGGCGUUCUAAAGGAAAAGAAGGGUCGGUGGACAUUUUUGAGACGCUGGCGCUCAAGAUAUUUUACACUCUCCGGACCAUUUCUGUCUUAUAAAUCUAGCACCGACAAAGUUGUUCCUAUUGAUAUGCGAAGAAUUCGCAGUGUGAAACCCAUCAAUGCUCGCGGGAUUAGGUCCAUCCCCACUGUGUUUGAACUAUUUACCAACGAUAAUAAAGUUUUCCUGCUCAAAGCCAAAGAUCCUAGCAAUGCUGAACAGUGGAUGCAGUGUCUUCAGAUUGCCAUGGCCCAAUCACAGUCUGCAGAAGAAUAUGGACAUAUCUUCUGAUUGUUAACAAAAUAUAUUUGGAGAAUUUUGUUAAGAGGUAGAAAAACUGUUUUAGAACUUGAUGCAUAAAUAAAACACAAUGAUAACUUACACCUGGAGAAUUAAGAUCUGUCGCAUUUAUUUUGUUGUUCGCGAAUGACGGUCUCCUAUGUUAAUACCCAGAUGAAUUCGGUGAUAAUGAACGUUAUGAUCGUUCCUGAGUUGUUCUAAACAGGAUGUGGUCGGCACCUUUUCUAUAUUUUUCAACCAAAUUAUUUUUGCCAUUAAUUUUAACGAUUUCAGCUAAAUGCGAAAAAAAUAUUGUAACAAACAG
Paramacrobiotus metropolitanus is the source of this 3751-nucleotide messenger RNA. RefSeq names its product protein melted-like. Gene Ontology annotation, cellular component: plasma membrane. Gene Ontology annotation, molecular function: phosphatidylinositol-5-phosphate binding. The transcript is spliced from 15 exons. Gene Ontology annotation, biological process: regulation of signal transduction. NCBI's taxonomy places the organism in Eukaryota, Metazoa, Tardigrada, Eutardigrada, Parachela, Macrobiotidae. Bases 817 to 3438 code for a protein of 873 amino acids. The record is from RefSeq and is a predicted model, not a curated record.